This is a messenger RNA of Mirounga angustirostris (Northern elephant seal), 712 nucleotides long. It is a transcript of the gene CRABP1, whose product is annotated as cellular retinoic acid binding protein 1. Gene Ontology annotation, molecular function: retinoic acid binding; fatty acid binding. Lineage: Eukaryota; Metazoa; Chordata; Mammalia; Carnivora; Phocidae. Gene Ontology annotation, cellular component: nucleus; cytosol. The transcript is spliced from 4 exons. The coding region runs from base 137 to 550 and encodes 137 amino acids. Gene Ontology annotation, biological process: fatty acid transport. The record is from RefSeq and is a predicted model, not a curated record.
CCUCCCAGGGACUCUGGGCGCACGGGCGGGGGGCCGAGCGUCAGUCUCCGCCCUGCAGCCGGGAGGGAGCCCGCCGCGCCGCCGCUCUCCGCGCCCGUCCGUCCGCCCGCCGCCCGCCGCAGCCCGCCGCCUCGCCAUGCCCAACUUCGCCGGCACCUGGAAGAUGCGCAGCAGCGAGAAUUUCGACGAGCUCCUCAAGGCGCUGGGUGUGAACGCCAUGCUGAGGAAGGUGGCGGUGGCGGCUGCGUCCAGGCCGCACGUGGAGAUCCGCCAGGACGGGGAUCAGUUCUACAUCAAGACGUCCACCACGGUGCGCACCACCGAGAUCAGCUUCAAGGUCGGAGAAGGCUUCGACGAGGAGACCGUGGACGGACGCAAGUGCAGGAGUUUGGCCACUUGGGAGAAUGAGAACAAGAUCCACUGCACGCAGACUCUCCUCGAGGGGGAUGGCCCCAAAACCUACUGGACCCGCGAGCUGGCCAACGACGAGCUCAUCCUGACGUUCGGCGCCGAUGACGUGGUCUGCACGAGGAUUUAUGUUCGGGAGUGAAGGCGGCCGGCUUGCUCCUAUUUUGGGGUGGGAUGCAUGUUCCCCUGAGAAAUGGCAUAGGUCUGAGCUGCCAGUGGACCCCCCCACCCCACAUCAACGUUAGGUGACCCCAUUUCCCCCGUGAUGGUGUUGUAGUAUUUCCCCCCAAGGCCUCUGUACCCC